This is a messenger RNA of Salvelinus fontinalis (brook trout), 6462 nucleotides long. It is a transcript of the gene vgll4b, whose product is annotated as vestigial-like family member 4b. Lineage: Eukaryota; Metazoa; Chordata; Actinopteri; Salmoniformes; Salmonidae. The record is from RefSeq and is a predicted model, not a curated record. Gene Ontology annotation, biological process: negative regulation of DNA-templated transcription. Bases 477 to 1418 code for a protein of 313 amino acids. The transcript has 5 exons. Gene Ontology annotation, molecular function: transcription coactivator binding.
GGUCCUGCCUGGCCCUGCAUUUGGAAGGUUGGUCUUGUGAAAAAAAAAAUCCCUGACAUCUGAGGAGCUCCCGGGAUUUAGCAAGCAUGCCUAGUGGUCGCAGCCUGCUCUGAGGAAACGGGGUGUACAUUCGAGUCAUACCAAGCAAAGCCUGCGUGUCAGUGCAGUCGACUUUACAGCUGGCUGUAAGGUUAGGAAGAACUGGCGAUACCUUUUUUUUUGUCUGAACAUUUAUACAAUCUUUACAAGUAUUAUAAAAACUCAAUUUUGAAUUUUGUCGGGAACUAUUUUAAAGCGUUUUUACCUUGAUUCGAUGCUAUUAUUUUUGCGCGUGGAAAACUUGAGCUGAAGGCUGGGCCUUUUUAGCUGCUCUGUGUCGACCGACUCGUCCACGUAAAUUUAAACUGACUGCAUCGUUUUCCCCUCUCGACUCGGUUGGAAGCAAAAAAAGCUGGUCUUUUUUGCUAAACUGUUAAAUGCUUGUUUCAAAAAUGGAUCUGUUGAACUAUCAGUACCUGGACAAAAUGAACAACAACAUCGGCAUACUCUGCUAUGAAGGCGAAGCAGCGCUGCGAGGUGACCCCAGGAUGCACCAGUCCAUGUCCCUGUCAUCAUCUGGCGGCACCAACCAUAGUCACCGGACAGGUCCUCCUCCCAUCAGCCCCGGCAAGAGGAAGCACAGUCUCAGCCACAGCACAGGACAGGACCAACAGGACAAUGAUGACCAAGACUGUGACAACCAACACGUGGCCAAGAUGAGCCGGCUGUUUGCUGCACAGCUAGGCAAGCCUUCCAACGGAAACUAUCGUAGUUCCAAGGACCCAAGGGACCGAAGCCGCAGCCCCAUAGAGAGAGCCGCCGCCCCCUCCAUGGGUCUCCAUGGCAACCACCACCUGUACGCCCCCCACCACCACAUGCCCAGCCUGGCCAUGGACCAGCCUCUCGCCCUGACUAAAAACAACAUGGACGCCGCCCGCACCCUCGCCAUCUCGCCCACCGUCAGUCCUGUGGAACGCCAGCAGAAUCGUCCGUCGGUGAUAACGUGCGCUCCGGCCAACAACCGGAACUGUAAGCUGUCUCACAACGGCUGUUCCAACAACCGGAACCUGUCUCACAACGGCUGUUCCAACAACCUGCCCAACAACUACAGCAGGAGACCAGCCAGCAACUCCAAUACGGUGUGUGUUGACCCGGUGAUCGAGGAGCAUUUCCGCCGCAGCCUGGGGAGGAACUACAAACAGCCGGAUCCCGUCACUAACUCUGUGUCCAUCACCGGCUCUGUGGACGACCACUUCACCAAGGCCUUAGGAGAGACCUGGCUGCAGAUCAAAGCCAAAGGAAGCUCCUCCUCCUCCCCUGACUCGUCUCCCAACAGUCACAUGGUCAACCACAGCCACUCCCCCUCGGUUGUGUCCUGAAGGGAGGGAGUAGAGUAGGCCAAUCAGAGCCAGAUAUACCCCGCCCUGUUCACUGUAACCCACCACAGGGCUGGUUGAACCGCUACUGGGAGGGUGUUUUUGGGGUUUUGCUCCAGCCCUGCACUAACGCCAUCUAACACACCUGGAGCAAGAUCCCAGAGGAGUAACAGAUUUUAGAUCAGGGUCGUAUUCACUUAGUUUUCUGUUGUUAUUUAGCUAUAAUGUGCACAAAUGCAUACGACCCAGGUGUGCUUUAUAACAGGGCUGGAGCAAAACCCUGCAUGCUCCAGUUUCUCUCUAGACGGGAAGAGGGGUUGGCCUCGGUCCCUGGUAUAAUACUACCCUGAAUGAUUUUGGCCCCACAGAGAGCUGUGUUAGUAGCUAGCUAUAUAGCCAUGUACAUAACCAUAGAGGAUAGAGGGGGGGGUUUCCUUUUUGUCAUUUAGUUGGAUUGUGUUAUUUUGUAGCUUUGCGUUAUUGGAUGCCCAAAAAACGUUGACAAGAAAAGCUAAACGUGAGGAAAGUGUUUGUUUCUAUGGAUUCUAUAUGGAGAAGCAGCCACCAACCACAUGCCUUCGUUACCAAAGAGAACUCGCAUGCAAAUCUGUCGCCCCAUUUUUUUAAAAAGAAAGAAAAGGACAUUAUUUUUAUUUCACCCAUCCGAUUUAUUUGCCUUUCCAUCUCUCUAGCACCCCACUGUAAAGUAUCGUCUCCCAUCAUCUACCCUUCUCCCCUCUCCUCUCCUCCUAUCUCCUCUCUUCUCCUACCGGCGCUUCUCUCUAGCACCCCACUGUAAAGUAUCGUCUCCCAUCAUCUACCCUUCUCCCCUCUCCUCUCCUCCUAUCUCCUCUCUUCUCCUACCGGCGCUUCUCUCUAGCACCCCACUGUAAAGUAUCGUCUCCCAUCAUCUACCCUUCUCCCCUCUCCUCUCCUCCCAUCUCCUCUUCUCUCCCCUCUCCUCUCCUCCUAUCUCCUCUCUCCUCUACCCUCUUAUCCCCUCUCCCCUCUCCUCUCCUCUCUCCUCUACCCUCUUCUCCCAUCUCCUCUCCUCUACCCUCAUCUCUCCUCUAACCUCCUCUCCUCUACCCUCAUCUCACCUCUAACCUCCUCUCCUCCUCUAACCUCCUCUCCUCUACCCUCUUCUCUCCUCUACCCUCUUCUCUCCUCUACCCUCUUCUCUCCUCUACCCUCUUCUCACCUCUAACCUCCUCUCCUCCUCUACCCUCAUCUCUCCUCUACCCUCCUCUCCCCCAUUUUCUCCUAUUUGUCCAGUUGUCCUGUACGUCAGUUGUAUGCGUAUUUGAAAAGACAAGGCCGACUGAUUUGCACUAAUGUUGAGGGACCCGAUGUUGCAUAUCAACCUCCCGAUGGACACGCUACACGCUACACGCUACACGCUACAUGCUGAUAACAUACUCUAGAACAAUACUUUUAGAAGUUUAGAGAUUCGCUUUUGUGAUGUUGCAUCAUGUGGUCAAAACAGCCUUUUCUUUCUGGGACGGAGAUGAGAGCAAGAGAUGUAUUUUUCUUUAUUCUAACACUUGCUAUUGUUGGUGUGUUGUCCUUUUUAAAAUGUUCUAUUCCUCCUGAGGCAUUGUUGAAUUUCCUCUGGUUUAGAAUAGAGAGCUCCUCUCUCUCUGCAGCAGUGUGGUUGGUUGGUAGAUUUGGGCUCUAUGGUUUAUUAUAGAGAGCUCCUCUCUCCAGCAGUGUGGUUGGUAGGUAGAUUUGAGCUCUAUGGUUUAUUAUAGAGAGCUCCUCUCUCCAGCAGUGUGGUUGGUAGGUAGAUUUGGGCUCUAUGGUUUAUAAUAGAGAGCUCCUCUCUCUCUCCAGCAGUGUGGUUGGUAGGUAGAUUUGAGCUCUAUGGUUUAUAAUAGAGAGCUCCUCUCUCCAGCAGUGUGGUUGGUAGGUAGAUUUGAGCUCUAUGAUUUAUUAUAGAGAGCUCCUCUCUCCAGCAGUGUGGUUGGUAGGUAGAUUUGGGCUCUAUGGUUUAUAAUAGAGAGCUCCUCUCUCUCUCCAGCAGUGUGGUUGGUAGGUAGAUUUGAGCUCUAUGGUUUAUAAUAGAGAGCUCCUCUCUCCAGCAGUGUGGUUGGUAGGUAGAUUUGAGCUCUAUGGUUUAUUAUAGAGAGCUCCUCUCUCCAGCAGUGUGGUUGGUAGGUAGGUUUGGGCUCUAUGGUUUAUUAUAGAGAGCUCCUCUCUCCAGCAGUGUGGUUGGUAGGUAGAUUUGAGCUCUAUGGUUUAUUAUAGAGAGCUCCUUUCUCCAGCAGUGUGGUUCGUAGGUAGAUCUGAGCUCUAUGGUUUAUCAUAGAGAGCUCCUCUCUCCAGCAGUGUGGUUGGUGGGUAGAUUUGAGCUCUAUGGUUUAUAAUAGAGAGCUCCUCUCUCCAGCAGUGUAGUUGGUAGGUAGAUUUGAGCUCUAUGGUUUAUAAUAGAGAGCUCCUCUCUCUCUCCAGCAGUGUGGUUGGUAGGUAGAUUUGAGCUAUAUGGUUUAUAAUUGAGAGCUCCUCUCUCCAGCAGUGUGGUUGGUAGGUAGAUUUGAGCUCUAUGGUUUAUUAUAGAGAGCUCCUCUCUCCAGCAGUGUGGUUGGUAGGUAGGUUUGGGCUCUAUGGUUUAUUAUAGAGAGCUCCUCUCUCCAGCAGUGUGGUUGGUAGGUAGAUUUGAGCUCUAUGGUUUAUUAUAGAGAGCUCCUUUCUCCAGCAGUGUGGUUGGUAGGUAGAUCUGAGCUCUAUGGUUUAUCAUAGAGAGCUCCUCUCUCCAGCAGUGUGGUUGGUGGGUAGAUUUGAGCUCUAUGGUUUAUAAUAGAGAGCUCCUCUCUCCAGCAGUGUGGUUGGUAGGUAGAUUUUAGCUCUAUGGUUUAUUAUAGAGAGCUCCUCUCUCCAGCAGUGUGGUUGGUAGGUAGAUUUGAGCUCUAUGGUUUAUAAUAGAGAGCUCCUCUCUCCAGCAGUGUGGUUGGUUGGUAGAUUUGAACUCUAUGGUUUAUAAUAGAGAGCUCCUCUCUCCAGCAGUGUGGUUGGUUGGUAGAUUUGAGCUCUAUGGUUUAUUAUAGAGAGCUCCUCUCUCCAGCAGUGUGGUUGGUAGGUAGAUUUGGGCUCUAUGGUUUUUAAUGAGAGCUCCUCUCUCCAGCAGUGUGGUUGGUAGGUAGAUUUGGGCUCUAUGGUUUAUUAUAGAGAGCUCCUCUCUCCAGUAGUGUGGUUGGUAGGUAGAUUUGAGCUCUAUGGUUUAUAAUAGAGAGCUCCUCUCUCCAGCAGUGUGGUUGGUAGGUAGAUUUGAGCUCUAUGGUUUAUAAUAGAGAGCUCCUCUCUCCAGCAGUGUGGUUGGUUGGUAGAUUUGAGCUCUAUGGGUUGAAAGUUAGAACAAAUAACCGUACAGAAUAAGACAUGUUUGUUUUUAAAUAGCUGGUAUCUAUUCAUGUUAAUUAGACAUUUCAAUCUCAAUACUAGACUUUCUUCUCGAUGUAUUUGUGUUCAGUAAUAGUCGUAGAUUACACUUACUGCUGGUACAGUUGUACUCCAUGUUAUUAUUUAGGUAUCUUCAGUGAUAUUCUCUCUGGGAGCAGCCAGCUAGCGACAAAGUCACAGCGAGGACAGCCUCCUAUACUGCUCUAUCUGAUCAGUUGGAGUAUAAUCUACAACGUUGACAUGACGUCUCUACAACGUUGACAUGACGUCUCUACAACGUUGACGCGACGUCUCGACAACGUUGACGCGACGUCUCGACAACGUUGACGCGACGUUUCGACAACGUUGACGCGACGUUUCUAUAACGUUAUUAAUCAUCCCUGGUUCAGGAUGAGACAGCGUUUUUUUUUCUUCUCAUGACUGAAUAAGAGAAAGGAAUAAAACAACCGGCCAGAGAGAUGGACCCAGACUCAACCACACGCUGAUCAUGAUUCUGUUGAGCCGGUUGCUUUUUAUUUCGUAUUUUCGAUGUUUCUUCUUCUCUGAUGAACAACUAUGUUGUGUAGCGGUAGGUAGCCUGCUGCGGCUUGUGAAACUGACUCGUUUGAAUAGCUCCUUUACCAACCUGUAUCCAGGCAGCAUACAUUCCUUCCUGUAGGAAACAUCUAGUACAGGUGUUUUAGUCUUCUCAGUAUAGCUACUAACUUAUUAACGGAAAGGUGUUGAUUAGAGUUUUCGAAAAUUCAGAAAUGUUUCCAAAAUUCCUAGAUUUCCCGGAAAUUCCGGUUGGAAGAUUCUGGAAAAAUCCAGGGAUCCUCCAACCGACUAAAAUUUCUGGGAAAGAAGUUACCGGAAAUGUACAACCCUAGUGGCGAUUGAUAACUAUGAGGUGCUAGAACAUGGUAAAGAUCUAAGGGUUUAUGAGGCACUGUCCAUCUUAACGCUUUUAAAAACCCUUUAUACAUGUCCUUUACAUUCCGUCAUCACAACUCAUAUCCUUGGACAUUUAACAUAUUUACAUUGACUAAGCUACACUUCCUAGAUGCUACCCUAUUCCCUAGGCAGUGCCCUACGUUUGGCCGGCCCUUCAUCUCCUCAGAGGAAGACGAGCAGAAACGAGAGCAAGGCCAGGAGGGCUACAUGGGAACGGACUCUUUUGAUAAUAUUCUCUUUUGGUGCUUUUCUCAAACUUGUCUGUCCAAAAGGUAGUGCACUAUGUAGGGAAUAGGCAGCCAUUUGGGAAGGAGCCGAAAACAUAUUUUUCUUGAGAGCCGGGAUCCAGCUGCCAGUCAGUUGUUAUUGUUAUUAUUAUUAUUAUUGACUUUAAUGUUUAAUGAGUUUAGAUGUAAAAGAAACUCUUCUAAUCUAUAGUAGUUCAUAACAGAUGAAUGAUUGGUCUGUACUUUCUGUAAAUGUUAUAUGAGAACGUUUUAUUUAGGCCAUCGUGGUGAAAUGAACUGUCAUUUUUUAGUGCAUGAACACAGAGGGAAGGGGACACUAGUGUCCCUGAAGUCAUUUAUCCUAAAACACAUUUCAUUACCGUCACUAGGUAGUAGUAGGGUUGCUAAUUUUCCAAUACCUUUUCCCAAAAGUCCCAGGUUUUAUAGAUUCACAGUAUCAGGAGGGGGAAAGCAGAAAAUGUGGGAAUCCU